GAGUUAAUUAUUGAAAUUAGAAUUUUAAAUUAAUAAUUAAGGUUCAGUGGAAAGAGAGAGAGAAGAGAGCUAAAACAAGAGUUAACAGCAGAAUCUUAGCUGGAUGCAAAAGACGAAGAAGACGAAGAAGAAGCUCAUCUCCAUUCUCCAUUCUCCAUUCUCCAUUCUCCAUUCUCAACUAAACACACUUUUCUUUCAGUCUAUUUCAUUUAUUCACUCUCUCUCUCUCUUCUUUCUCUCUCUAACACACACUCACAGUCCCUACCAAAUCAUAUCUGCCAUUACUGUGCUUCAUCUUCUCAACCCCCCAUUUCUCAAUCUCAAGCUAGAGAGCGAGACUAACAAUGCCCACACUCUCUUUCUUCUUGUUUUACUUGUUAUCGUUUUCUUUACUCUCUUUCCGUACCAGUACUGAGAAAACCACCACCAUUCUCGUUUCACCGCGUCGGAGUAGGAUUCUUCACCAACCUUUUCUACCUCUAGACUCCAUCCCACCGUCGGAACCGCCGACCCCAUUAAUAUCGAAUUCGAAUUUGAAUCCUAAAUACCCAUUUUCUACUACCCCUACUCCUCCUUCUGACGCUCCAUUUUUCCCAACUUUCGUUGCUCCACCACCGCCUCCUUCUCCGGCUACUUUCGCUUCUUUUCCGGCUAAUAUAUCUUCCCUGAUCUUGCCUCGUACUCCUUCCCCAAAACCAGCUUCUCACAAGCUCGUUGCUUUAUCUAUCGCUGCUGUCGUUUCUGCUCUGUUCGUACUCGCCAUUGUCGUUUUCUUUUACUGUCGCCGGAGACGUAACCGUGAUUUCCCCGAUGAUAAGACUUACAGAUCGGAGAAUAGUAAUAGGUUGUUUCCGGCGAAUCUUGAACCGAAUGUGAUUACCGCAACAACUACGACUACCUCGUGUAAUAAUAAUAGAGCUCAUAAGCUGAGAACUACUUCUACUAGCUCCGAGUUUCUUUAUUUGGGUACUCUGGUUGAUUCGAGGAGAAUCGAAGAAGGUGGUGACUCGCGUAACAAUGGCGGUGCUCGGAAAAUGGAGUCUCCUGAGCUUCACCCGCUUCCACCGCUUGCUAGACAGAGUUUGGGGUUAAAUGGCGAAGUGGGCUCUACUGCUGAUGAAGAAGAGGAAGAGUUUUACUCUCCUAGAGGCUCCAUUGGUAAUGGAUCGGGUUCGAGGAGAGCUUUCGCCGCCGUGGCCUCUGAAACUUUUCCGGUUAGAACCAGUGGCUCAAGUUCAUGUUCAUGCUCAUCGUCUAGUUCAGCUUCUCCUGAUCGUUCACACUCAAUUGGGUCGAGUCCUUUAAGACCAGAAUCGUUCAAGUCGCCUGAGUAUUCAGAUUUGCCGGCUACUCCUUCUCCUCCGCCAGAAUUGCAUAAUACGAAUGUUCUUUCGUCUGAGUAUUCAGAUUUGCCGGCUACUCCUUCCCCUCCGCCAGAAUUACAUAAUACGAAUGUUCUUUCGCCUUCGUUGUCGCCGGAGAGAGUAUCCAAUGUGGAGAAGGAGAAGAAUGUACUGUCUCCUUCGUUGUCUCCUCUGUCUAAUGUUCCAGAUAUAGCGGUGAAAGAAUACCCAGAUGGGUUUGACGGAAUUAGACAGUCUUCACUACUUUCUUCGACUUCUUCGUCGCCAGUGAGAGGUUUGGAGAAAAACCCAGAAGCUGAAUCGGUUGUUUAUGGUCGAAAGGAACAAUCUUGUUCAUCGUCUUUAUACUCAUCGUCACCGGAAAGAGUUGUUGAGAAUUACACAGAAGAAUCUCCUAAAAACCCAGAUGAUGUUUUGGCUUCAGUUUCACUUGCGUUUGAUUUGAAUCCACAUAUGGGAUCUCUGUCUCCAUCUUUAUCUCCGGUGAGAGGUGUGGAGAAUAAUAAUCAAGAUGGUUCAGAUCGAAAACGUUUGUCUCCAUCACCAUCUUUAUCUUCUUUAUCAUUAUCAGAAUCUGAGGACGAAGAAGAAGUAAUGGAGAAUUAUACAAAGAAUUCUUCAAAAUUAUCAAACUCAGGUUCUGAUGAUAAUAAUAGUCGAGUUACUUCAGCUUCAACUUCGGUUUCUUCCUCUCCAGAGAGAGAAUUACCAAAGAGCCCAGAUGCAUCACCAUCAUCAUCAUCAUCAUCACCAAGAAGUUCUAAUGCUUCAGAUGGUUUGUUAUACGAUUUGGAUCUUACUAGGCAACGGUCUCUUUCUUCUUCUCCACCCACUUCAUCACCAGAGAGAGAUAUUCUUCACAAUUCAGAUGAAUCACCAAGAACAUCCAAUGACUCUGACAAAAAGGUUGAGUCUUUAGUGGGAACAAUCAGUAAUCUUAAGCAGCAACAGCCUCUUACAGCUCCUCCUCCACCGCCGCCACCGUUGCCGCCGCCGCCUCCGUUUUCUAUUAGACAGUUGGAAACUCCAAUUCUUGCAACCCCAACUGGCCAACCUAUCUCUAAACCACCUGUUCUUACACCACCUUCAAGGCCUUUUGUGUUUCAAAACACUUCAAAUGUUUCCAUUUCUCCAAUGGAGUUGCCACCAAUUUCUAGCUUAGUGGACAAUGAAGAAGACACCCCGAAACCAAAGUUGAAGCCUUUACAUUGGGAUAAAGUUAGAGCUAGCUCUGAUCGUGAAAUGGUGUGGGAUCAACUAAGAUCAAGCUCAUUUAAGUUGAAUGAAGAAAUGAUUGAGACAUUGUUUGUUGUGAACACCCCUAAUUCAAGACCAAAGGAAUCAACUCCAAGAUCUGUUCUUCCUUCUCCAAAUUCAGAGAAUAGAGUUCUUGAUCCUAAGAAAUCACAAAAUAUUGCUAUUUCAUUAAGAGCACUCAAUGUGACAAUUGAGGAAGUAUGUGAAGCCCUUAUAGAAGGCAAUGCAGAUGCACUCGGGAAUGAGCUGCUUGAAAGUUUAUUGAAGAUGGCUCCAACAAAAGAAGAGGAACGUAAACUGAAGGAGUACAACGAUAAUUCGCCAGUCAAGCUUGGUCCCGCCGAGAAAUUUCUCAAGGCUGUGCUUGAUGUACCCUUUGCAUUUAAAAGGGUCGAUGCAAUGCUUUACAUUGCUAAUUUUGACACUGAGGUUGAUUACCUCAAGAAGUCUUUUGAUACUUUAGAGGCUGCCUGUGAAGAAUUGAGAAACAGUAGAAUGUUUAUGAAGCUCUUAGAAGCUGUACUAAAAACUGGAAACAGAAUGAAUGUUGGUACCAACCGUGGUGAGGCUCACGCUUUCAAGCUCGAUACACUUCUCAAAUUGGUUGAUGUAAAGGGAGCCGAUGGUAAAACAACACUACUGCAUUUCGUUGUACAAGAAAUCAUAAGGACUGAAGGUGCUCGUUACUCUGGUUCUAACCAGACACCGAGCUCUACCUCGAGUGAUGAUGCCAAGUGCAGGAAACUUGGCCUACAAGUCGUUUCUAGUCUCAGUUCUGAGCUAGCCAAUGUGAAGAAAUCUGCCACCAUGGAUUCUGAUGUUCUUAGCAGCGAUGUCUCCAAACUUUCUAGAGGAAUUAGCAACAUAAGGGAAGUAAUGCGACUAAAUGGGACUGCAGGAUCAGAUGAAACUUGCCUAAAGUUUUCUGAAUCAAUGGAAAGAUUCAUGAAAAUGGCUGAGGAGGAAAUAUACAGAAUUCAAGCUCAAGAAAGCGUUGCCUUAUCGCUUGUUAAGGAGAUCACCGAGUAUUUCCAUGGAAACUCUGCGAAAGAAGAAGCGCACCCUUUCAGAAUCUUUACAGUGGUUCGGGAUUUUCUUACUGUCUUAGAUAGAGUCUGCAAGGAAGUAGGCAUGAUCAAUGAAAGAACAAUAGUUAGUUCUGCUCAUAAAUUCCCAGUUCCGGUGAAUCCAUUGCUGGCUCAAGUUUUACCUGUGCCGGUACCACCCAAUAUGCGACACAACAGCUCAUCCGACGACGAGUGCACAUCUCCUUAGGAUUUGUGGCUCAUUUCAUGUUAACAUUUUUGUUGCACUUAGCAAGAAACUGCCUGAAAUCUGAGGUAGUAAAAAGAUGUUGAAUGUCUAAGUCUAUAUAUAUAAAAAUAUAAAUAUUAUAUAUUGUCUUUUUGCUUAUAAGAUUUGUACAUGUACAAAAGUCCCAUGUAAAAGAUUUGAGUUGCUUCUAUAGAUAAUAUACAGAACAGAUUUUGUUUUGGUAGAAA
Messenger RNA from Cannabis sativa, 4123 nucleotides. RefSeq names its product formin-like protein 1. Gene Ontology annotation, biological process: actin nucleation; actin cytoskeleton organization. The transcript is spliced from 4 exons. The record is from RefSeq and is a predicted model, not a curated record. Gene Ontology annotation, molecular function: actin filament binding. Lineage: Eukaryota; Viridiplantae; Streptophyta; Magnoliopsida; Rosales; Cannabaceae. The coding region runs from base 345 to 3896 and encodes 1183 amino acids.